Messenger RNA from Sinocyclocheilus rhinocerous, 1740 nucleotides. RefSeq names its product homeodomain-interacting protein kinase 3-like. Gene Ontology annotation, cellular component: PML body; cytoplasm; nucleus. The coding region runs from base 331 to 1740 and encodes 469 amino acids. The transcript is spliced from 4 exons. Gene Ontology annotation, molecular function: protein serine/threonine kinase activity; protein tyrosine kinase activity; ATP binding. Lineage: Eukaryota; Metazoa; Chordata; Actinopteri; Cypriniformes; Cyprinidae. The record is from RefSeq and is a predicted model, not a curated record. Gene Ontology annotation, biological process: peptidyl-serine phosphorylation; peptidyl-threonine phosphorylation.
CCUCGCGCAGCUGAGAGUGAGUGAGUGUACAGGGACAUGAUAUCGACUGACAGUGCUGCUCUUCCCCGCACACAACAUGGGCUCAACCGCCCAUACCACCAAAGGCAGAGCCCCAGCUUCACUGCAAAGACCCGGACUCGGUUCUGUGUCGUGGAUCGCGUGUAUUGUUGAGAUAUUUGAGGUGUAAAAUGUGGGUGAUGGUGCUGUGGACUCAGGACAAGAUGGCAGCAGUAUGAGACACACACGUCUACAUGCUGUGAGUUCUGUCGAAGUGUGUAAAAUGAUCGGAGAAGACCUGGAUUACAUCUACUGUUAGUCCGUGUGAAAGGUAUGGCCUCACAAGUCUUGGUCUAUCCACUACAUGUUUUUCAAACUCAGACAAGUGCCUUUUGUAGUGUGAAGAAACUCAAAGUUGAGCCCAGUAACUGUGUUUACCAUGAGAGGGCCUACCCACAGACUUACUUGAAUUGUAGAACCCUUGGCAUUGCUUACCCGUCAAAAAUCACCGCUUCCUUUAAGACACGAUAUUCUGUGAUCGGCAGACAUCGCGGGCAGGAGUUACCAUUGCAAACGGCUGCUGUACGCGGUGUGCGACGUCAGCAUACCACCACAGCGGCACAGCAGCAAAAAGGGGGUGUCGCCUCUCAGGAUAACGAGCCGGAGCACCAGGAAAAAGGAAAGGGUUGCAGCAGUGGAGCUACAGGGGCAGUUGGAAGGGGUAGGGGAGAGGGAAGCGACAGUCAAGAAGGAGGAGGUGGAGGACAGGGUGAAGGUGACGAAGGUGGUGGAGGAGAGGACGAGGGUGACCGGGAAGAUUGUGGAGUUUUUAACUUGCAAGACAGCUCCCACAGAUGCGGGCUGAAACGUAAGAGCGGGGAGCUGGAGAACUUGGGGAGCGCCAUGCAGAUUGUAGAGGACCGGUCAAUGUUACCUGCAAUGUUGCAAUCAAAUUUGGGAAACCCACCAGUUGCGGUCCCAGUCGGUGUAGGGCCUGCAAAGCAAGGUGGAAAUUCCGGAAACGGGGAUGGAGACUACCAGUUGGUGCAGCAUGAGUUGCUGUGCUCUUUGAAGAACACCUACGAGGUCUUAGACUUCCUCGGCCGUGGUACUUUCGGCCAGGUAGUGAAAUGCUGGAAACGAGGCACCAAUGAGAUUGUGGCGGUGAAGAUCCUGAAGAAUCAUCCAUCAUAUGCACGACAGGGUCAGAUUGAAGUAGGCAUCCUGGCACGCCUCAGCAGCGAGAAUGCAGAUGAGCAUAAUCUGGUGCGAGCUUUCGAGUGUUUCCAGCACCGCAGCCACACCUGCCUCGUGUUUGAGAUGCUGGAGCAAAACCUGUAUGACUUCCUUAAGCAGAACAAAUUCAGCCCGCUACCUCUGAAGGUGAUCCGUCCCAUUCUUCAGCAGGUGGCCACGGCGCUAAAAAAGCUAAAGGGCAUGGGACUGAUCCACGCGGACCUGAAGCCUGAGAACAUCAUGCUGGUGGACCCUGUACGGCAACCCUACCGGGUGAAAGUCAUAGACUUUGGCUCAGCCAGUCACGUCUCCAAAGCCGUCUGCUCGACGUACCUCCAGUCGCGGUACUACAGGGCUCCAGAGAUCAUUCUUGGCCUGCCUUUUUGGGAAGCCAUAGACAUGUGGUCGCUGGGAUGUGUGAUUGCUGAGCUCUUCUUGGGCUGGCCCCUCUACCCAGGAGCCCUCGAGUUUGACCAGACGGGAGUCACUUUCUGCAAACAGAAAUGA